UCGUUGUUACGUUGACAAAUAGAGCAAUAUUUCUUGAGGACUCAAGCGCGCUCUUGGAAAAGUCUAUAUUUGAAUGAUAGCAGUGCUGGGCGCGCGGGAUGUCAGGGGUGAGUGAUGGUGUCGCGCGCAUCUCCCGCGUGUAAUCUCAUUCGAUCACAGCUCUCGCGCUCAGGUGGGGGACUCUUGGUUAAUCCUGAAGCUCUUACUCCCACCAGCAGGGAAAUCAACCACAGCAGCAUGCUGCGGUCCCCCGCACAGACUCUUUUGACCGCACGUCGAGCAUAAUCCAAAAAACUAUUCUUACUACUUUUUACAUUUUGAAAAACUCACAAAAGCCAUUUCUUACGUAGUCUUUUAGUACUUCUGCAGUUUGCCAAGCCACCGGACCACCGAAGAUGCCCCACCAAGAGCAAGUGAUCGCUCACGGGAACCUCUGCGCCCCGGGUCCUCCAAACAACGCCGGGUACAACAGCAACCCGGGGCCCGUCAUCAUUCAGACAGAAUCCCGCGAUAAAUGGAGCAAAAAAAUGGAUUUUCUUUUAUCAGUUAUUGGGUUUGCGGUAGACCUCGGUAACGUUUGGAGAUUUCCAUAUAUCUGUUAUCAAAACGGCGGUGGUGCAUUUCUUAUUCCUUAUGUCCUGAUGGCUGUAUUCGGUGGGGUGCCACUUUUCUACAUGGAGUUAGCUCUGGGACAGUUUCACAGAACAGGUGCCAUAUCCAUAUGGAAACAUAUUUGCCCGAUUUUUAAAGGUAUUGGUUUCGCCAUCUGCAUCAUUGCACUGUAUGUGUCCUUCUACUAUAACACCAUCAUCGCCUGGGCUCUGUUCUACUUCUACUCCUCGUUCAGCAGCACUCUGCCCUGGACCAGCUGUGAUAAUGAAUGGAACACCGAAAACUGCACUAACUACUUCGGGAAAGAUAACGUAACCUGGACAAACUAUUCACGCUCACCUGCCGAGGAGUUUUACACGAGGAAUGUCUUGGCAGUUCAUGAAUCAUCUGGGCUUGGGAAUGUGGGAUACAUUCGCUGGCAGCUCAUGCUCUGCCUCUUCCUCAUCUUCACCAUUGUCUACUUCAGCCUGUGGAAAGGAGUCAAGACUUCAGGAAAGGUAGUGUGGGUGACUGCCACCCUGCCGUACGUAGUGCUGUUGAUACUUAUGAUCCGUGGUGCCACCUUGCCAGGAGCGUGGAAAGGAGUGGUGUUCUACCUCAAUCCCAAAUGGGAAAAACUGCAGGAGACCAGCGUAUGGGUAGAUGCAGCUGCGCAGAUCUUCUUCUCUCUUGGUCCUGGUUUUGGCGUUCUGCUUGCCCUGUCCAGCUACAAUCCCUUCAACAAUAACUGCUACAGAGAUGCUAUUGUAACCAGUCUGGUGAACUGCCUGACAAGUUUUGUGUCAGGAUUUGUUAUUUUCACUGUCCUGGGAUAUAUGGCUGAACAGAGAAAUGUAAACGUUGAGGACGUAGCCAAGGACAAAGGACCGAGUCUGCUCUUCAUCACAUAUCCAGAAGCCAUCGCAAACAUGGUUGGGUCGACUUUCUUUGCCAUCAUCUUCUUUGUAAUGAUGAUUACGCUUGGAUUGGACAGCACUUUCGGUGGGUUAGAGGCCAUAAUCACGGCUGUAAUGGAUGAGUACCCAGAUGUCCUGUCCCAUCGGAGAGAGCUGUUUGUUCUUGGUCUGGUGGUUGUUUGCUUUCUGGGCUCUCUCAGCACCCUUACUAAAGGUGGUGCAUAUGUGGUAAAGUUACUAGAAGAAUUUGGAGUUGGUUCUUCAAUUAUAGCUGUAGUCUUUCUGGAGGCCACAGCAGUAUCCUGGUUUUAUGGUAUUAACAGAUUCAGCAAUGAUAUCAAGUCAAUGUUGGGAUAUACUCCAGGAUUGUUCUGGAAAGUUUGUUGGGUUGCCAUCAGCCCUGCAUUUCUUGCUUACAUUAUUAUCAGCUCACUGCUGAACCCUCAACCCCUCACGCUAUUCGACUACAAGUUCCCAGACUGGAGCAUCACGGUUGGUUUUGUCAUUGGAGCUUCCUCCUUCAUAUGGAUCCCCAUAUACAUGGUGUACAAGCUCGUGUGGACCCCAGGCUCUCUUAAACAGCGCCUUGCUGUAUGUCUGCGACCGGAGAGAACACUGCCAGAUAUCCACGCUGACAGUAUGGGGUUAAGUCCUGUACCUUAGACCACUGAGAGAAAAACACAAUGUGCAUAAAAAGGCCACAUAUAGUGGGUUACAUGUGUCCACAGCAAACUAAGAGUUUAUUAUAAGGGUAAAGAGCAACUUUGGCAUAGUUUCAGGGAUUUGUCCAUUUGAAAUCACCAAUCAAGAAUGAUCUAUUUGAAAGUGAUGUACAAUUAGAUUUAAUAUAAAAAAAUGAAAACUCAUGUUCACUUUAAGUUAAAGUCCCUUAUUUAACAUGCUGUGCAAUUUACAAAUGGUUGAUGUUCUUUUUUUAAUUUAAGGUUUACGUAUAAAAUGAAGAGUUCAGUGGUAUUUUUUACAUUGUAAGUCAUAUAUACAUUCCAGGUCACAGAACGUUUUUUGACAUACAUGCAAGUGAGAUUACCUCAUUGUGAGAAAUUCAGCCAAUGAGAAAAUGAGAACAGAGAACUUCAUAUACAUUUCUCGCUCAUUUUUUUUUUUUUUUUUUUUUUUUAAGAAAUAACUAUUGUCAAGAUUUAAUCAUUAUGGUGUUUUCUGCCUUAACUCUGCCUAAAUAUUGUAGCUACUUUAUGUCAAAACUUUGUUAAACCUGUAUUGAUAUUGUGCCUCACCAAGAAAAGGAAAAAUGACAAAAAUAAGGUUUUUUUCUGUUCCUCAUUUGGAACUAACACUACAUGACUGUUUGAAAUGUUCAUUCUCUAACAGAAUUUGAGCCCAAAUCCUAGCUAUGUGUAACGUGUUAAUUUUCUUCCCCCAUUUUUUCCAAAUAAAGAACUGAGGAUGUUACUGAACUCUGGAUGGGACCAAAUACUAAAUUGCUAUGAAUGUCUUAUUAUGGAUAGUUGAAAAUGUGGUUCAUAUACUAUGUCUGCACUGUAGGUUGUGGCAGAGAGUUUUGCUUGUAUAUAUGUCUGAAAAAAAAUAAUAAAGCUGUACUGAAUAUUCGUAUCUACCCAUCCAGUACUAUGGAUUUGUAUGUGAUUCCCACC
This is a messenger RNA of Ctenopharyngodon idella (grass carp), 3142 nucleotides long. It is a transcript of the gene slc6a4b, whose product is annotated as solute carrier family 6 member 4b. The transcript has 13 exons. Gene Ontology annotation, molecular function: serotonin binding; serotonin:sodium:chloride symporter activity. Bases 396 to 2171 code for a protein of 591 amino acids. Gene Ontology annotation, biological process: sodium ion transmembrane transport; serotonin uptake. Lineage: Eukaryota; Metazoa; Chordata; Actinopteri; Cypriniformes; Xenocyprididae. Gene Ontology annotation, cellular component: neuron projection; membrane. The record is from RefSeq and is a predicted model, not a curated record.